GCCCCUAAAAAGAGUACACCACCUGCCACCCAUCUCUCUCUCUCUCUCUCUUCCUCUCCCCUCCUCACAUUCUCCCUCCUUUGUCCGUAGAAGACCCGCCCACUCAGAUCCCCUUCAGUAACCUCCUACCCUUCUCCACCUUUCUUUCUGACUCCCCUCUCCUUUUCCUACCAAUACUUCUUCGUUCAUCUCUAUAUCUGCCUUUCUCCCAACCUUGUUCUCUCUCUCUCUGUCUCUGUCCAUUUAUCUUUCUCUCUUACUGCCCUUUGGUUUGUGUGGUGUCUGGGAGUUUGGAGAGAUGAAGAAAAUUGUAGUGAAACUGGAUUUGCAUGAUGACAAGGACAAACAGAAGGCACUCAAGGCUGUCUCCACCCUUCUUGGAAUUGAUUCCUUGGCAAUGGACAUGAAGGAGAAGAAACUGACAGUGGUCGGAGAUGUCGACCCCGUCGAUGUUGUGAGCAAACUAAGAAAAUUCUGGCCGACCAAGAUAUUCUCGGUCGGUCCAGCGAAGGAGCCUGAGAAGGAGAAGAAGGACGAUACAAAGAAGGAGGAACCCAAGAAGGAGGAGUCCAAGAAAGAGGGAGCCAAGAAGGAAGAGUCCAAGAAGGAAGAGGGCGAAAAGAAGAUAAACCCUCACGAGCAGAUGAUCAUCGAUCUUGUGAAUGCCUACAAAGCUUACAAUCCUCACCUGACCACACAUUACUAUGUCCAGAGUGCAGAAGAAAAUCCAAAUGCUUGUGUAAUCUCGUGAGUAAUUGCAUGGAAACAGAGAAGGUCAUAUAUUAGUGUUGAGAAGAAAAAGUUUAAGCCUUCCAACCAGCCUGAGUGAAGGCUGUAGGAUUAGAUAGGUGACUCUGUGCAGAUGGUGGGGGUUGCUUCGAGAUCUUCGGUUAAAAGGUAUGUUUAGUGGUGGAUGAAUAAGUUUUGUGAGUUGUUUUGAGCUUUUGAUUUCUAGGAAUUAUGUAGAAUAUCUCCAGUAAAUUUUUGACAUCCUAUCUUGUUUGUGACUAUAUAUUAUAUGUCUAUAAGAAACGGCUUUAGGAAAUUUUGAUUUCUAAUUCUAUGCGAUAUAUAUUCUC
Messenger RNA from Elaeis guineensis (African oil palm), 1079 nucleotides. Its product is annotated as heavy metal-associated isoprenylated plant protein 39. The record is from RefSeq and is a predicted model, not a curated record. Lineage: Eukaryota; Viridiplantae; Streptophyta; Magnoliopsida; Arecales; Arecaceae. Gene Ontology annotation, molecular function: metal ion binding.